Molecule: messenger RNA, 2003 nt
Organism: Salvelinus sp. IW2-2015
Lineage: Eukaryota; Metazoa; Chordata; Actinopteri; Salmoniformes; Salmonidae
Gene: zcchc24
Product: zinc finger, CCHC domain containing 24
Molecular function (GO): zinc ion binding; nucleic acid binding
Source: RefSeq, a predicted model, not a curated record
CCCAGUGUGCGUUGCAUAUCCAAUGAGACUCUGGGUGGUUGUCCCACUGCAAAUAAAGGGAGAUAACGGGCUCUUAGUAGCGGCGGAAAACUUUUUAUACUGACAUGUUAGAGCAAUGACUUUUGCGUAACGGUAAAAACUGGGACUAAGCUCCCAGCAUGAUAUAGGGUUCUUACGGGAAGAGGAAUAAGGAACGAUUGCCACGGCCUGGUGGGGGUAAAGAAAGCAGUGAAUCCGUUGAAGUUCAGAAAGAGAGAAAGAGCGAGCAAGAUUUCCGAAAGUUGAGAGUAAUCCAGAAACACAGCGGCGGUGGAAGAGCUAGUGUACCCAUUUGAAAGAUGAGCUUGAUGUCUGCCAUAGACACCAGUGCCUCCGUGUACCAGCCUGCGCAGCUACUGAAUUGGGUCUAUCUCUCUUUGCAAGACACCCACCAAACUAGCGCGUUUGACGCCUUUAGACCCGAACCCAACUCGUCCCACCCGGAGUUGAACUACUGCAAGACUCCCGCCGCGGACUUGAGCUCGUCCCUCAACUCCAAUUAUCUCAACAACUUUUUUCAGCUCCAGCGGAAUGAGGCAUUGAAUAACAGGGUAUAUAAAAAUGUCUCACCAUACGACUCGCUCAACAACAUUGUUGAUGGACUCAACUCCUUGACGGACCACUUCUCCGACCUCUCCCUCUCCUCAGAGCCCCGCAAGCCCAGCAAAAGACCCCCGCCCAACUACCUAUGCCACCUCUGCUUCAACAAGGGCCACUACAUCAAAGACUGCCCCCAGGCACGGCCUAAAGGUGAGGGUCUAACUCCAUACCAGGGGAAGAAGAGGUGUUUCGGAGAGUACAAAUGUCCCAAGUGUAAGAGGAAGUGGAUGAGCGGUAACUCCUGGGCCAACAUGGGACAAGAAUGUAUCAAGUGCCAUAUCAACGUCUACCCACACAAGCAGCGUCCAUUGGAGAAGCCUGAUGGCCUGGACGUCUCAGACCAGAGUAAGGAGCACCCUCAGCACCUGUGUGAGAAAUGCAAAGUCCUGGGCUACUACUGCCGACGCGUGCAAUAACACCUUAAUAUAUACCCCCCCCUUGCUUCACUCCUCCCCACCCUCUCAUCCAUCCUCCUUCUCCUCUCCCCAUCUCCAUCACCUGUUCCUCCUCCCCCUCCAUUUCCCAUCCCCUCUGAAUUAGCCGGUAAACCUCCUUUUGGGGAGGUUUGUCACUAAACACAGUUCCUGGUCAUUAUCCCUACACCUACUGGCCCUUAAUGGUAAAGGAGUGAGAGAAACUGAUCCAAGAUCUGUACUUAGUGAUUAAAAGCCCACAAAGUGCUCUUUCUAAACAGUGAUAAAACCCCACAAAGUGCUCUUUUUAAACAGUGAAAACUUGCCUAAAUAAUUGUAUGUAAAUAUCCUCAAUCAUGACAGGGCCUUGUAGCCUUGUGUACCCCACGCAAUGUGUGUGUAUAAUGUGAUAUUGUUCUCACUGACAGUAUUGCCCUCUCUUUGGUUUCAUUACCUCACUUUGGGCUCUGUUGAUUUUGUGGUUACAGAAGAGUUUUCCCUGCCAAGUGAAGUGUGUGUGGAUGUUCUGAGUAUUAAAACAGACAGAGACAGGGCUUCUAGUGAUGGUAAUGUAACAAAGGUCCCUAAACCUUCUAUCGUCAUGGGCUCAAGUCGGGGUCAAUGUCUGGUCAAAGGUCAACCUAUACAUUAAUAACUGUGAAUGAAUUAUGAAUUGAUUAUUGAUUGAUUAACUGAGGGAUACCGCACCAUACAUCCCUGGCUUACAUGUUAUAUGUGGUGUAUUUAUUAUUUGUCGUCUGUUUGUCUGUUGUGCAAUUUUGAAUUGAUUUUAACUGGGAUAUAUACAAGUAACUGUCAAAAUCUAGGAAACACCAACAUAAAGUGUCUUAACAGGGCCAGCUUCAAUGAACUGUGGCAUAGAUUCUACAAGUGUCUGGAACUCUAUUGGAGGGAUGCGACACCAUUCUUCCAUGAUAAAUUCCAUAAUUU